This is a messenger RNA of Paraglomus occultum, 987 nucleotides long. The record is from the annotation of a GenBank genome assembly. Lineage: Eukaryota; Fungi; Glomeromycota; Glomeromycetes; Paraglomerales; Paraglomeraceae.
AUGUCUACGAAGCAAAAUGCUCAAACCCAAACCAAGUCACCUACAAAACCAUUAAUACUUAUAUUUGGGUUGAUAAUGGUAUGUGUUAUGAUACUAGCUGAACUGAAGGCAUUGAUAAAAGUGGACGACGAAAUUGGCAUUGAACACAAUAUAAGAGUCCCUCUACCACCGUUCGUCGUGGUCACAGGUGCCAGUGGUAACCACUUCUGCCCAUUGCAAGCAUGGGUAAUCAGCCUCCAUGCCAAAGUGGCUACUCUUCCACGCUAUCGUAGACCCCGAAUAAUAGUUUAUGAUCUGGGACUGGAUAAUGAGCAAAUCACGACACUGAAUACAAUGCGAUCAAAUGGCAUGUUCCAUGAACUUCGUAAACUCGAAUGGUCCAAGUAUCCAUCCUUCUGGAACAUAUCGGUUAAUGCAGGGGAAUACGGAUGGAAGACUGGAAUAAUAGGCGAGGUAGUCAGAGACUACCCGGGCGUAGUUGUGUGGUUGGAUUCGGGUACAUUAAUACAACCAGACUUUUUUUCUCAUGUUGAUCUGGUAUCAACAGAGUAUGCUGGAUUUUUAUCUCCCAAAUCGCCAAGUAAUCUCCUUCGUUGGACGCAUCCUGGUGUGUUUGAGUAUUUCAAUGACGAUCCGGCAAAGUACAAAAGAGUCCAUAAUUGUAAUGCUGCAGCAAUAGUGUUUGACUAUAAUGUUCGGAAACAUCUGGUAGAUAGAUGGGUUAAUUGCGGAUGGGUGAAGGAUUGUAUUGCACCCGAUGGAAGCAGCAGAGAAAAUCAUCGACAGGAUCAGGCGUUGCUGACUUAUUUGGCGGCAAAAGAGGGUCUAUACUGUACACAAGGUCAGGCAUCGAUCGGGAUUAAAGUACAGCGUGACGCCAAGUGUCAUAAUAUUAUACAUGAAUGGAUGAACUCGAUUACGCCUGAGCACAACGAGACAGAUAUAUCCAAUGUUACAAAUAGUCAUGAACAUGAGAAGACGGAUUGA